This is a messenger RNA of Pogoniulus pusillus (Red-fronted tinkerbird), 1915 nucleotides long. RefSeq names its product eukaryotic translation initiation factor 1A X-linked (gene EIF1AX). The record is from RefSeq and is a predicted model, not a curated record. Gene Ontology annotation, molecular function: translation initiation factor activity; RNA binding. Gene Ontology annotation, cellular component: cytoplasm. Bases 116 to 550 code for a protein of 144 amino acids. NCBI's taxonomy places the organism in Eukaryota, Metazoa, Chordata, Aves, Piciformes, Lybiidae. The transcript has 7 exons. Gene Ontology annotation, biological process: translational initiation.
GCCUGCCGCCCUCGGCCCCGCCGCCGAUCCCGCCUGCCGCCGCCUCGCGAGAGCCGCGCGACGCCCCAACCGCCGUCCGCCGUCCGCAGCCUCUCCGCGGCGCAGCGCCGGCGCCAUGCCCAAGAAUAAAGGCAAAGGAGGUAAAAACAGACGACGAGGUAAGAAUGAGAAUGAGUCAGAGAAAAGAGAGCUGGUGUUCAAGGAGGAUGGGCAAGAAUAUGCCCAGGUGAUCAAGAUGUUAGGCAAUGGAAGACUGGAGGCAUUGUGUUUUGAUGGUGUGAAGAGGUUAUGUCACAUUAGAGGGAAACUAAGAAAAAAGGUUUGGAUAAAUACAUCUGAUAUUAUAUUGGUUGGCUUGAGAGACUACCAGGAUAACAAGGCUGAUGUUAUUCUAAAGUACAAUGCAGAUGAAGCCAGAAGUCUGAAAGCAUAUGGGGAGCUUCCAGAACACGCUAAAAUCAAUGAAACUGACACAUUUGGACCUGGAGAUGAUGAUGAAAUCCAGUUUGAUGAUAUUGGAGAUGACGACGAAGAUAUUGACGACAUCUAAUUUGGAGCAGAGGUUUACAUUCCAACUUUCUUUUCCACCAAGGAUUGUUCUCCAGUGAUAUUUGGGUUAUUUUUUGGGGGGUGAAGUCCCUUUCUUUUCAGAAGGCUGAAAAUUCUCGAUAAAGAGUUGUAGUUUGUGACAUGGCAAAGGAUUUAUUUUCAAUGUUUGUUUUAAAGUAUUUAUAUUUCUUUAGAAAUGGAUAAUGCUGGAUUAUCACAAAGGUUCAAUGAAUUGCCACCAAGAUUAUUUUGUCCUCUUCACCAAUUAGAGCUUUUCCCCCCCCCCUCCCCCACCUCUGGAUGUGAGAUACAGUAACACAGGGCUGUAAAAGACUGCGAUUUUCCCCCUCCUCUGCUUUCAGCACUGCAAUUGCAGUGACAAACUUACCUUUUGAAAUAAAAAUUGUUUACCCCUGUAAUGAUCAUAUCCAUUUUGAUUCCACACAAAGACCCCACUUCCAGAUUUAGGACUCAAUCAUACUAUGCAGUGUCUGUCCUUUAUACCCCCUUUGGCCUUGACGUUCACUUGAAACAGAUUUUGAUAAGAGAAGCAAAAAGAAAAGGCAGGCAGAAAUCUGCAUUCAAACCCAAGGUGCACGAUCAGUCUGCUUUUCACCUCGAGUAGCACGCUGCUAUUUUUUAUACUGAUUUUGAUAAUUAAACCCAUUCAUUAUGUCAGAGGUGUAAAUUUGCCACGGUGGAGGGCUCAGAGAGAAGCUACGGUAAAAAAGGAAGCAGCAUCUCAGCCCUGCAGCUGUUACGUGUGGUGAGGCAGGUGUGGGCAAGCUGCAGUUGCAGUAGGUGAACACUGGGUGACCUCCCGCAGCCGCACAGGGAUGCUAAACGUCCCCGGUUGGGUUUGUACUGGAAACCAUCUCAAACUGGUUCUUCCCCCCCGGCCCCCCUCAAAUGGGUACGUUAAAGGUGUGAGCUAUUUUUACACUAUAGAAAAGGUUAUGUUCAGAGUAGAGUUUUUAUUUGAAUCCUAAAUUCCAUUGUGAGGUUUCAAGCUUAUGUGAACUCUGGAAUGACAGCAUCAGUGAGAAAAGAAAUGUGUGUCCAACAUAGGAAAAGAAUCUUUCCAUCCAGAAGAAGGCACUGGAAAGAUUCUUCUCUGCCUCCAGACUUGGAGGAGUCAAUUAAGAAGCUCAAUAAAGACUUAACAUCGUCAUGCAAUGAUUGCUUUGUGGUAGCCUUAGUUUCUUUGUCUUCAAUUAUGUAUUGAACAGCUCUGAAAGCAGGUUAAUGGAAAGCUUCCUUUUGUGCCAUAAAACUCUGAUUCUUGACACAUGUAUUCCUUAUACAGUUUUUGGUAUGAUGUAAAGUGACUACCCCAAGAGAUAAAACCAAAAUGGCUUUAAAUACA